UUGACCGUUUGAAUAAAGACUUCUCGUAGCAGUUUGUCAAUGUAGCUAGCUAGCUAGUUAGCGAACGCCUGGUUGAGCCAGAUAGCUAGCACAAUCUGGCUAACCUACUUUGCUAAGAUGAACUCCUGUGCCAAAUUGUUCAUUUUGAUAGGCAUCGCAGGAGUUUGUGUUAUCUUGUAUUUGGCCACUUUGGAGGAACAUGUUACAGCGGACCUGAAUUGUGGAAACAGACCAGAGAGACCAUCAACGAUGAUGCCAUUUGACUAUGAUGAUUAUGGUGGUGGUCGGUUCGUUGGUGGCACUCCAAUUGACCCUAGUAUUUGGCCAUGGCAAGUCUCCAUCAUGCACCGUCCGACCGCAGCAGAUCCUUUUCAGCAUCACUGUGGAGGAGCCAUCAUCAGCCAGGACUGGAUACUGACAGCUGCCGUAUGUGUUCAUGCACCACAGCAUCGCCUUUCAAGCAACCUGAUAGUCAAAGCUGGGACCACGGAUGCAAACCACAAUGACGCGAACACACAGGAAUUACAAAUUGAGAGGAUAGUCCCGCACAAACGUUUUAAUCCUAUCACACUGCGAUACAACAUUGCACUUCUGAAGUUGAAACCCCCCCUUGUAUUCAACACCUUUGUGGAUGGAAUUUGCAUCCCAGAUAAUUCCAAUGUUGAAGAACAUCAGUAUGGUAUCUGCCACAUCACAGGCUAUGCAGGGCCCAAUGCAAACACCAGCAUUUUACAAGAAGCAGAAGUGAAGAAAAUUGGCAAUCCCAGGUGUAACAUGCCUACCUGGUGGAACUACAAAGUGGCUAGGGACAUGUUUUGUAUGUCUCAUCCCAGUGGCAUGGGUGGUCCUGAUGGUUGUGAGAUGAAUCUUGGGGGCCCUGUGAGCUGCUUCAUGCCUGCAAACAACCGCUACUACGUCUAUGGGGUGCGGGUGUAUACCAAGGACUGUGGCGUGCCUCGGCGACCCAACAUUUACCUCAAAGUGAGCAAUCAUUUCUACUGGAUUCAAAGAGAAGUUGGGGACAGCGCCCCCCCAUCCGUGCACCAAUUCACGAGCCUCUAUACCCUAGCCUCCACCCCAGUGGACCCCCAUAGCCAGCCUCCACCCCAGUGGACCCCCAUAUAG
Molecule: messenger RNA, 1125 nt
Organism: Salmo salar (Atlantic salmon)
Lineage: Eukaryota; Metazoa; Chordata; Actinopteri; Salmoniformes; Salmonidae
Biological process (GO): proteolysis
Molecular function (GO): serine-type endopeptidase activity
Source: RefSeq, a predicted model, not a curated record